Messenger RNA from Uranotaenia lowii, 1501 nucleotides. Its product is annotated as acetylcholine receptor subunit alpha-like. Lineage: Eukaryota; Metazoa; Arthropoda; Insecta; Diptera; Culicidae. The record is from RefSeq and is a predicted model, not a curated record. The coding region runs from base 194 to 1498 and encodes 434 amino acids. Gene Ontology annotation, molecular function: transmembrane signaling receptor activity; extracellular ligand-gated monoatomic ion channel activity; neurotransmitter receptor activity. The transcript has 6 exons. Gene Ontology annotation, cellular component: synapse; membrane; neuron projection. Gene Ontology annotation, biological process: monoatomic ion transmembrane transport; regulation of membrane potential; signal transduction.
CGUGCGUUGUCUAUCAAUCAGUUGCAGAAACAUCUGCAUUUUGAAUGGAUAUCACAUUUCAGGGGGUGGAUUAACAUUUCGGGAGUGGAUAGUCGCAUGUGUCCGAUUUGGAAUACUCACACGUGUCAGUUCACUUGCACGUUUCGUGAAUUGCACAUCGCCUAUACAGUCCCAGUAUUCUGUUCUAAAGAAAAUGGAUUAUUAUUUAAUAUCACUAGUCUUAGUUUACUUUUUUCAUACAUCGGCCUGUAUAGAUUGUGAUAAGGAACCGAAAACUCCGGAAACAACGUUGAAGAAGAAAUUGUUAUGCAGCACGUACGACAAAUCCGAACGACCGGUACAAAGCCACACUUCGGCGGUCAAAGUGGAAGUGGAUUUGAUUUUACAAAAUUUCGAUUAUGAUCAAGAUUAUCAGAAAAUGUAUCUAAACGUGUGGCUUCUGCUGUCGUGGAAGGAUGAAUUUCUUCACUGGAAUCCUGUGGAGCAUCAAGGCGUUCAGGAGCUUUUAGUAGAAUCGGACGAAAUUUGGACUCCUGACUUGUUGCCAUUUUCAUCCUACUACAGCAACAAUCUGGACACAUCCUGCACAACGCCGAAGUGUCAAGUCAAAAGCGACGGUAAAGUGAACUGUGUGCCGGCAUGUGAGUAUCAUACGUUGUGCGAAACGGACUACACCAAUUGGCCGUUCGAUCAGCAAAACUGCACCAUGUUGUUCGGGAUGUGGGCAGAAACCGGGAACCAGGUGGAUCUCAGCUCGAAUGGAACUUCCUAUGGUACCGGGACAACGAACGUUCAUAAUCAAUGGAUGAUCAAGAAGAUGAAAGCGGAACACCACCGGUCCACGAUGAUCGAUAGCAGCAACAGAACUACGACCUAUCCAACGCUAGUGUUCAACUAUCUUUUGGAACGACACUCCGGGACAUAUUGGGCCAUGUUUAUUACACCAGCUUUCUUGAUGGUCAUCGGGAAUUUGGUAUCCAUAAGUCUGCGAUGCGACUCUUUGGAACGAAUGGUACUACUGGGAGGCAACACCUUUACGCAAUUCGUUUUUCUCGAAAGUAUAUAUUGGAGGAUUCCGUUCAAUGGUUCUAGCGUCCCAACAUUUGUUGUCUUCAUGCGAGAUUCCUUAUUCAUUUCUACGCUGCUGCUGAUCUUCACAGUAUUCCUCAAACACGUCUACUUAAACGAAACGGAGGCAUCCCCGAGAUCCCGGGGUUUGGUGACAGCAUUUACCAGCACCGGUUUGGGUCAGUUAGUUUUCGGAUCGACGGUCAAAAUCAGCUCGAUGGAAAAUGGCGCUGAACCAGCACAUGAAACUACUGCAACAACCGAUGGUGGAAGCUCUGAUACAGCAAUCCUGGUGGAAAGUACUGUACUGCAUAAGCCAAACGAAGGAGAAAGUAUUUGGAAAACUUUGGCCUUGAUCCUGGAUAGAUUGCUGUAUGCUGUAACGACUGCUGUCUACAUUUUUAUGAUCAUAAAGUUGCUGCCUAACUAAAUC